Molecule: messenger RNA, 1162 nt
Organism: Punica granatum (pomegranate)
Lineage: Eukaryota; Viridiplantae; Streptophyta; Magnoliopsida; Myrtales; Lythraceae
Source: RefSeq, a predicted model, not a curated record
AAGGCUUCAAGCUUUCAUUUUCUCCACCUCCGAGUGGUGGUGGCAAUGGCCGCCUCCCACGUGUACGGCCUCCUGUCCACUCCCCGCCGUCCCCGCCGCCCACGCGUCCUUCCUCCUCCACCGGAUUGAGCCGACAUCUCCGCCACUCUCUAUUUAUCUCUGCCUCCCUCUCUUUCCACUUUUAUCAAACCCCGUUUGGCCAUUUCGUUCAGUAAAAUAGAGAGAGAGUAGCUUUCCAUUUUCAACCUCGUUUCCCAUAGCUCCUUCUUUCAGCUUCAUUCCCUUCUUUGAUUGAUAGCAAUGGCCUCUCAAGACCUCAAACAGCGCAUCAGAGACGAACCCGAUGCCACCGCCACAGCCGCCGCCGCCGCCGAUAUUAAUGACAAGGCCUCCCACAGGCCGGGCAGGAAGAAGGCCAUGGCCAAACGCGGCCUCCGGUCUCUCGCCGUAGCCGUCGCCCUCCCACUGGCGCUCACCGCCCUCGACAUCUCCUUCUUCGGCUCCGACCCUGCCUCCCGGAAGCACCUCCGGUUCCCUCCCCUGUGGGCGCUGCACGCCACGUGCCUCGUCUCGAGCAUGCUCCUGGGACUCUCUGCGUGGCUUGUCUGGGCCGAGGGUGGCUUCCAUAGGAAGCCCGAGGCCUUAGCCCUCUAUGCAGCCGUCCUCGGCCUCGGUCUGGGUUGGGACCCGAUAGUGUUUGGGGCGGGCGCCAGCAAGCUCGGACUUGUGGUGGCACUGGCUUUGUUCGGGAGCUUGUUCGGGUGCUACAAGAAGUUCAAGGAGGUGAGCACGAUAGCCGGGGACCUGGUGAAGCUGUGCUUCGCGUGGGCCGGCUUCGUGUGUAUUGUGAAUCUCAAGCUUGUUGCUAUGUGAUGACACAUAUAUGAGUAAAGAGCGGAUGGGUACGUCUUUGCGCAUGUUGCUACCUUAGGAAAAGGUCUUGUAAGUAUAUAAAGCGAGGACGCGAUGUAUUUAGGGUGUAUCACUUCAUACACGUACAUACAUAAAUUUAGAAUAUGUUAGUUGCUUGUUUUGUUUAUAUAAGGUUUCGUGUUUUCCUCUGGCAGUUGAGCUAGAUAGUCAGAUCUUUGAGAAAUAUGUGAACGCUUUCAUGUUCGAAUAUAUUUCGAAUCAAUGGAUGUUCGAGAAUUAUGUGAUCAAA